Molecule: messenger RNA, 2377 nt
Organism: Zea mays
Lineage: Eukaryota; Viridiplantae; Streptophyta; Magnoliopsida; Poales; Poaceae
Exons: 13
Coding region: 68-2029 (653 amino acids)
Cellular component (GO): chloroplast
Molecular function (GO): GTP binding
Source: RefSeq, marked validated
CUCACUCCCACGCGGCCACACCGCCUACUCUGUUCUCCUCCCCACCACUGCCGCAGCACCGAGAACCAUGGCCGCCACGUCGCCCUUCUCCUCGUACCCCCCUCGCCUACACUCCAAAACCUUGAAGCCUCGUCAUUCUCGCCCGCUCCACCACAAGGCCGCGCCCGCCGCCUCCGCCCCGCGUCCGCUACUCCUCUCCUUCCCCGCGCCUGCACGCCACUGCGGUGCUGGGCUCCGCGCUUCAGCGGCGCAGAAAAACUCUGCUGAUUACAAGUUCGAUGAAGACGACGACGACGACGAGGAGGAGGAGUACGAAUACGACGGCGAAGAGGAGGAGUGGGAGGAGGAGGAUGAUGAGGAUGCGAUGAACGUGGAGGCGAUGGAGGAGGAAGCCCGUGGCGCCGCUGCCGACCUCGCCAAACGCCUCGCUCGGGAGCUCCACAUCGAUGAUGAUGUCAGGGAGAAACGAAGAAACAUCAGGGAUAAGACAUCUGUGUCUAAACACAUUCCAGAUAAUCUUCUUCCAAAGGUGGCAAUUAUUGGUAGGCCGAAUGUUGGUAAAUCUGCACUCUUCAAUCGUCUUGUCGGAGGCAAUAGGGCUAUAGUUGUUGAUGAACCUGGUGUGACAAGGGACCGCUUAUAUGGACGAUCUUAUUGGGGUGAUCAUGAGUUUAUGGUUAUUGAUACUGGUGGGGUAAUUACUUUGUCAAAGUCUCAAGCAGGUGUAAUGGAAGAACUUGCCGUCACCACUACUGUUGGUAUGGAUGGGAUUCCUCUCGCCACUAGAGAAGCUGCUAUUGCAAGGAUGCCAUCAAUGAUUGAAAAACAAGCAGUUGCAGCUGUUGAUGAAGCAUCCGUCAUACUAUUCGUUGUGGAUGGUCAGGCUGGUCUUGUGGCAGCUGAUAUAGAGAUUUCUGAUUGGUUACGACGCAACUACUCUGACAAGUGUAUUCUACUUGCUGUCAAUAAGUGUGAAUCUCCACGGAAAGGGCAAAUGCAAGCAUUAGACUUUUGGUCACUCGGGUUUUCUCCUCUGCCAAUUUCUGCUAUCACUGGCACAGGAACUGGAGAUCUCCUUGACCUGGUGUGUUCAGAGUUGAGAAAAUUUGAGGUAUUGGAUGCCGUUGAAGAAGAGAAAAAUAAGGUUCCUGCUAUUGCCAUUGUGGGAAGACCAAAUGUGGGUAAAAGUAGCAUUCUAAAUGCUUUGGUUGGAGAAGAUAGAACUAUUGUCAGCCCAGUUAGUGGGACAACACGUGAUGCCAUUGAUACUGAGUUUACUACAGCAGAUGGGGAGAAGUACAAACUCAUUGAUACUGCUGGGAUCCGGCGCAGGACAGCAGUUAUUUCUGCUGGCAGCACAACCGAAUCACUUUCGGUAAAGCGUGCAUUUCGAGCAAUUCGGCGCUCUGAUGUGGUUGCCCUUGUUAUUGAAGCAAUGGCCUGUGUCACAGAGCAGGAUUAUAAAAUUGCAGAGAGGAUUGAAAAAGAAGGAAAGGCUUGUGUCAUUGUUGUGAACAAAUGGGAUACAAUCCCAAACAAGAACCACGAGAGUACAACACAUUAUGAACAAGAUGUAAGAGAAAAGCUUCGCAUACUUGAUUGGGCACCUAUUGUCUACUGUUCUGCGACAAAUGGCACCAGUGUUGAAAAGAUAAUUUCUGCUGCUGCUUUGGUUGAGAAGGAAAGGUCUAGAAGACUCAGCACCUCCAUUCUUAAUCAAGUUAUUAGAGAAGCUAUAGCAUUCAAAUCACCACCAAGAACAAGAGGUGGCAAAAGAGGUCGUGUCUAUUAUACAACACAGGCUGCCGUCGGUCCACCAACAUUCGUUCUAUUUGUAAAUGAUGCGAAGCUCUUCCCUGACACGUACCGCCGUUACAUGGAAAAGAAACUCCGGUCAGACGCCGGUUUUCCAGGCACCCCUAUUCGGUUACUGUGGCGUAGCAGAAGGCGGCCAGACAAACGAGGUAAAUCUGCUGACAGUAGAGCGCAGAGCCCAGGAACCCCUAGUGAAGUGGCUCUAGCCGCCUAACUAAACCGCGGCCUCCAGAAAUGCUCGCCACAGAUCAGCUCGACCACUGGGAAUGGAAUUCUAUCGAGGCGGCGGCAGUUGCUUGCUCCAAGAACCUGGAUCGGCUGAGGAGCUAGCUGUUCAUGGAGUAGCGCUCUCAUGUUCGGGCCUUGGAGAUUUUGUUGCGUCUAUAUACUACUAGUACGGAUCAGACGGAGAAAGCACAUUGGGCCAAUGAAUGAAUAGUCACACUUCACCGACAGAGCUCCAAGCACGCUUUUUCCACAGCGCUCUUGGAACAUGUAAGAUUGUACCGAAAGAAUGGCGUUAGAAUGACCAUGUAAAUGUAAUCGUAGACUGAGUUCUCGG